UGCUUUCCAGUCACAUACCUAUUUGGGCACGCGUCAUGACGCUAGUAACGCUGUUGACAGAAACAUAACAACAUGUAUGAGGACGCUAGAAAUAGGACAAAAUGCUCCUAAAGAGACAGUGUGGUGGAAGGUGGAUCUCGGUGCUGUUUACAACAUAUACAGAAUAAACAUCUUGUUUAGAAACUACGACGGUUAUGUUGAGCGUCAAAGAGGACGAUUCGCAGGAUUCUCGCUCUAUGUAUCAAACUCUGAUGUGCUAUCUAGUGCAGCUAUAAAAAGCUCCUUUCUGUGUUACAAGAACGAAAACCUGUUACCACACCUGAACUUUUCAAUAGUGUGUACAGAAAUGGGGCGAUACGUCAUAUAUUAUAAUGAACGUUUUAAAGAAGUCCAAUACCCAGCAGGAUAUGAAACCGAAAAUGUUCAAACAGAGCUAUGUGAGGUCAUUGUACAAGGUUGUGCUAAUGCCAGUGUAUACGGUAAGAACUGUGACACGCCUUGCCCCACCAACUGUAAAAACAACACAUGUCACAUACAAAAUGGAACGUGUUUUACGUGUAUACCCGGAUGGACUGGACAUUAUUGUAAUACAAAAUGUGAAGAAGGAUGGUAUGGUUUCAGCUGCAGUCAACAGUGUGAAGGACAAUGUAGAGAUGGUACUAUCUGUAAUCACGAGAAUGGUCACUGUGAGAAAGGUUGUGAUGCUGCAUGGACAGGAACUUUCUGUGAUAUAGAAUGUGAUAACGGGACCUAUGGUUUAAACUGUGUGAAAAACUGUAGUGGUCACUGUCUAAAUAACUCGCCGUGUAACAAACAGACGGGUAAAUGUAACAAGGGAUGCAACCCGGGAUAUACUAAUGGUGAUUGCAGCAAAGAGUGCUUAAAGGGAUAUUUUGGAUUGAACUGCAAAGAACGAUGUAGCGGUCAGUGUGCUAACAGUGAACCAUGUGACCAUAUCAAUGGAGUGUGUCACAGUGGUUGUCAGGACGGAUACAUUGGGAACAAUUGUAAAAGCGCUUGUGGAGAAGGAUAUUUUGGCCAUAAAUGCUCACUACAAUGUUCACCUAACUGUAAAAGUGAAACAUGUCGACACACAGACGGAUGGUGUACAUGUGCUGCAGGUUUAAAGGCUGAUAAUUGUACCACAGGCAGUACGGAACAUCAACUGAUGAAUCAGAAUUCACCAAACUGCAUUAUUUUGGCAGUUGGACUGUCGGUCUCAAUAUUGAUGAACAUUAUUCUUAUCGCAUGUCAAAUAACACUAUGCAGGAAAGAUAACUCAAACAUCUUUAAACUAUCUUGCUGGAAAAGGUCCGUCUAUCAAGAUGCAGUAUUUAAACGUGAAGAAUCUUCAACUUAUCAAGAAAUUGAUCUUUCAGAAAACGCCUACCAAAAUUCUACCAUACGAUGAUAAUCACAGCUCGUCAUGUUCGACAUGUACUAAUGCUUUAACCAUGUUGCAAACGAGUUUUCAAAUCAACGAUCAAUCUGAAAUCUGAAAUUGAGGGUACGCGUUGGACGUGUUUCAUUUGUUUAGGCAGGAAAAAUGGUAUUUUUAGACACACACACACACACAC
Messenger RNA from Magallana angulata, 1577 nucleotides. RefSeq names its product protein draper-like. NCBI's taxonomy places the organism in Eukaryota, Metazoa, Mollusca, Bivalvia, Ostreida, Ostreidae. Gene Ontology annotation, molecular function: scavenger receptor activity. The transcript has 9 exons. The record is from RefSeq and is a predicted model, not a curated record. Bases 77 to 1411 code for a protein of 444 amino acids.